AUGUCAUCAUCUUCUUCUUCUUUGCACACAAGUAUGGAUCUCAGGGAGUCAAUCACCAACCAGACGGACAUUUCUUUCAUGCUCGCUAAGCACGUUUUCUCCAAAGAGAUUAAUGGUGAUACCAACCUGGUGCUCUCUCCUCUCUCAAUUCAAAUAGUUCUUGGCCUCAUUGCUGCUGGCACUAAAGGAGCAACUCAGGAUCAGCUGCUCUGUUUCCUCAAAUCCAAGUCUAUUGAUGAACUCAACUCUCUUUAUUCACAUAUUGUCAAUGUUGUCUUCGUUGAUGGCAGCCCGAAUGGAGGUCCGCGUUUGUCCGUUGCUAAUGGUAUUUGGAUCGACCAAUCACUGCCUUUAAAGCCUUCUUUCAAGCAGGCUGUGGACAAUGUUUACAAGGCUGCUUCAGAGUCGGUUGAUUUUCAGAACAAGGCUGCUGAGGUUGCCGAUCAAGUCAAUCAGUGGACUAAAAUGAAGACACGUGAUCUCAUCAAAGAGAUUCUUCCUCGUGAUGCGGUGAACAACAUGACAAGGCUGAUCUCGGCCAACGCACUAUAUUUUAAAGGAGAAUGGAAUGAGAAGUUUGAUGCUUCAGAAACUAAAGACCAAGAAUUCCACCUCCUCAAUGGAGGGUCUGUUCAAGCUCCAUUUAUGACUAGCAAGAAGAAGCAGUGCGUAGAAGCGUUUAAUGGCUUUAAAGUAUUGAGGCUUCCUUAUAAACAGGGCACGGACAUGCGUCGCUUCUGCAUGUAUUUCAUUCUCCCAGAUGCACAUGAUGGAUUACCAGCUUUAGUGGACAAAAUCAGUUCAGAACCUGGAUUCUUAAAUCACCACGUUCCGUUUAGAAAAGUUAGCGUUCGCAAGUUUCUUAUCCCUAAAUUUAAAAUAACUUUUGGAUUUGAAGCUUCCAACAUUCUAAAGGGACUUGGCCUAAUGCUGCCUUUCUGCGGUGGUGGUCUCACUGAGAUGGUUGAUUCCUCUUCAUCUGAAAACCUAUCUGUUUCACAAGUUUUUCACAAGUCUUUCAUUGAGGUAAAUGAGGAAGGAACCGAAGCUGCAGCUGUUACAGCUGCAGUAAUAAUGACCAUGUCAUUGAUUAUUGAGAAGGAAAUGGACUUUGUUGCUGACCAUCCGUUCCUGUUCCUUAUAAGAGAUGAAUCUACUGGUGUGGUAUUGUUCCUUGGGAGCGUGAUGAAUCCUCUAGCUGAUGAGGUUACUGCUGAAGUCAAUAAGUGGGCUGAAGAUAAAACGAAUGGUCUCAUCAAACAGAUUCUUCCUCCUGGUGUAGUCAAUAGCGGAACAAGGUUGAUCUUGGCGAAUGCACUAUAUUUCAAAGGAGCAUGGACUGAGAAGUUGAAUGCUUCAGAUACAAAAGAACAUGAGUUCUAUCUCCUCAAUGGAGGAUCUGUUCAAGCACCCUUAAUGACCAGCAAAAAAUGGCAAUACGUGAAGGCCUUUGAUGGUUUCAAAGUGUUAAGGCUUCCUUAUAAACAGGGCGAGGAGAAGCGAUCUCUCAGCAUGUAUAUGUUUCUCCCAAAUGCCCGUGACGGAUUACCAGCUUUACUAGAGAAAAUUACUUCGGAACCUGGAUUCUUAGAUCAACACAUUCCCUUUCAUAAAGUUGAGGUGCACAAGUUUCUUAUCCCUAAGUUCAAAAUAUCUUUCGGGAUUGAAGCUUCUGGGGUUCUAAAAGGACUCGGCCUCACAUUACCUUUUAAAGGCGGUCUCACUGAGAUGGUGGACGAAAAUUACCCUCUGCCAGUUGCAGAAGUUUUUCACAAGUCGUUUAUCGAAGUGAAUGAGGAGGGUACGGAAGCUGCAGCUGUUACUGCUUUUCCUCUAAAUGGCAGGCCUAUAGACUUUAUCGCCGAUCAUCCCUUCUUGUUCCUUGUGAAAGAUGAUGUUACUGGUGUUGUUUUGUUCAUGGGGACUCUGUUAAAUCCUCUUGCUGUUUAGCACAAUGUGGAGCUA
This is a messenger RNA of Lycium ferocissimum, 1965 nucleotides long. RefSeq names its product serpin-ZX-like. Gene Ontology annotation, molecular function: serine-type endopeptidase inhibitor activity. NCBI's taxonomy places the organism in Eukaryota, Viridiplantae, Streptophyta, Magnoliopsida, Solanales, Solanaceae. The transcript is spliced from 3 exons. Bases 1 to 1950 code for a protein of 649 amino acids. The record is from RefSeq and is a predicted model, not a curated record.